This is a messenger RNA of Daldinia childiae, 276 nucleotides long. Its product is annotated as Diphthamide biosynthesis protein 3. Bases 1 to 276 code for a protein of 91 amino acids. The record is from RefSeq and is a predicted model, not a curated record. Gene Ontology annotation, biological process: protein histidyl modification to diphthamide. Gene Ontology annotation, molecular function: metal ion binding. Lineage: Eukaryota; Fungi; Ascomycota; Sordariomycetes; Xylariales; Hypoxylaceae. The transcript is spliced from 2 exons.
AUGGGCGACGACGAAGAAAUCGCGGUUUACGAUGAGGUCGAGAUAGAAGACAUGAUUUUUGACGGCACGCUACAGAUUUAUCAUUAUCCUUGCCCAUGUGGCGAUCGAUUCGAGAUAUCGCUCAUGGACCUUCAAGACGAAGCGACGGAUAUUGCUGUUUGUCCAAGCUGUAGUUUAAUGAUACGGGUUAUCUAUGAUCUAGACAACUUGCCAAAGCCUGAUUCUGACCCUCCGGCUCCUGAAUCUUCUGAACAUCAAGUACCUAUCGCCGCCUAA